Molecule: messenger RNA, 4651 nt
Organism: Glossina fuscipes
Lineage: Eukaryota; Metazoa; Arthropoda; Insecta; Diptera; Glossinidae
Gene: pum
Product: maternal protein pumilio
Exons: 13
Coding region: 69-4034 (1321 amino acids)
Biological process (GO): post-transcriptional regulation of gene expression
Cellular component (GO): nucleus; cytoplasm
Molecular function (GO): mRNA 3'-UTR binding
Source: RefSeq, a predicted model, not a curated record
CACAUCCAGCACAUCAGCAACCACCGCAUCCCCAACAUCAGCAGCAUGGUCCACCCCAUCCUUCGCAAAUGUCAUCGCAUCAAUUUAAUUCCAAUUUGCUAAAUCACGCUAUGAACAAUCCGGCCGCUGCGGCAGCUGCAGCUGCAGCUAUUGCGGCCGGUAUGCCGCACAUGCAAUUGCCACCAGCUAUGCAGAGUGGCAAUAUUUAUGAUCAUCCCGGCGUUCAUCCGGGUGUAGGAAUGAAUGGAGUAGGUGUUCCAAAACCGCCCCAACCUGGACAACCAGGUCCCGGCGAAUUGGUAUAUUUAGGCGGACAACCCCAUGCAGCGGCUGCAGCCGCUUUGGGCAUGAUGCCACAAAAUCAAUUUCUAAGUAAUCAAGCAGCUGCCGCAGCUGCGGCUGCUAAUCGCAAUGCUGCAGCGAUUACUACAUCCACUGCCAAAAAGCUAUGGGAGAAAUCCGAUGGCAAAGGUGCCUCUACCGGUGGCCCCUUAAAUCCCUUACAUAUUGGGGAUCCACACGUUUGGAAAGAUUCACCAUGGUCGACGCAAGGAGAAACUAUAUUACCCAGGCCACGUACUUUUCCCCAGGCACCAGAUACAACAGUGAGCGCAAAUGCCGGAAUAUUAAGUCCUCGCGAUUCGACAAGUGGUCUGGGAGUUAAAAUGGUUGAAUACGUUUUAGGAGGAUCGCCGACAAAUAAAGACAGUCCUUUGUCAGGCUUGGAACCACGACUGAGAAGCUUAAAAUUCGAUGAUAGUGAUAAGUCACACGAUGAUAAAGAGAAGGGGAAUUCACCAUUUGAUUCAAAUGGCUUAAAGAAGGAUGAUCAAGUCACCGGAACAAAUGGUGUUGUCAACGGUAUCGAUGAUGAUAAAGGAUUCAACCGUACACCGGGUUCGCGUCAACCUUCACCAGCUGAAGAAUCUCUACCACGACCACCCACUUUACUUGAUCCUACGCAACAUGGUGUCUUUCCACCACAUCAUCCCUUUAAUCAUAUGUUGGGCGGCGGUGGGGGUGGUGGCAGUUCUGGCAUGGAUCAUAGUGGCAGUGUGCCCGGCAGUAAUGGCCCAGGUGCUCCUGGCAAUCAAAUGAACUCAGGAUUUCCACAUCAAAUGCCGCAAAUGAAUCAAUUACAACCACCGGUAAUGAAUGGUGUUGGCGGAAUGCAAAUGGCGCAGAGUCCUAUGCUUAAUCAUCAAAGUCAGGGCCCGAAUCAAAUCGAAUCUCCAGGAAAUUUACUGCAGCAACAACCACCAAAUUUUGAUGUACAGGUAAGUGACGAUAUACUUGCAAAUGCCUUAAAUCAAAAUCAACAAUUAUUUCGCUCGCAAAAUCCCGGUCUUGCUGCUGCUGCCACAAAUGCUGCUGCUGCUGCUGCAGCGGCUGCAGCUGCCACAUCGGCUGCUCCGCCCGGAGCACCGAAUGGUACAAUGCAGCCACAACAAAUGCAAAUGGCCGCAGCCUCUCAGCAGUUUUUGGCGGCUCAGCAAAACGCCGCUUACGCCGCUCAGCAAGCAGCUCCUUACGUGAUUAAUCCGGGACAAGAUGCAGCACCUUAUAUGGGUUUGAUAGCCGCACAAAUGCCCCAAUACUAUGGUGUAGCACCGUGGGGCAUGUAUCCGGGUAACUUAAUACCACAACAAGGUACACAACCCAGAAGGCCACUAACGCCCUCACAACAAGGAGCGGAAAAUCAAUCUUAUCAGGUUAUACCGGCAUUUUUUGAUCAAAGCGGUUCGCUUGUUAUGGGACCACGUACAGGAACACCAAUGCGUUUGGUUAGCCCAGCACCAGUCUUGGUACCACCUGGAGCGACACGCGCUGGCCCACCACCGCAAGGUCCGCCCCAAUUAUAUCCCCCUCAACCUCAAACUGCACAACAAAAUUUAUAUUCACAACAAAAUGGUUCAAGUAUUGGAGGUCUGGCCUUAAAUACAUCAUCGUUGACCGGACGUCGUGAUUCCUUUGAUCGCAACACAUCUGCCUUUAGUCCCUCUGCCAUGGAUUAUACCAACAGUAGUGCAGCUGCAGCAAGUAACGCGGUAUCGACAACAGUGGCUCAAGCAGCUGCUGCAGCAGCCGCAGCUGCUGCCGCUCGUAAAUGGCCAGGAGCCGUUACCAACACUUAUGGUACAUUAGGAGCCACGGCAUCAGCGAGUCCAAUUGGAGCUGCCAUUACUCCGCCACCUCCACCACAAUCGUGCCUAAUGACCAAUCGUGCACCUGGUGCCGAGACAAAAUAUCGUCAACAAAUGGCUGUUGGAUUACCGCCAGCUGCUGCUGCUGCUCAAGCUGCGGCUGUAGCGGCUGCUGCCAAUAAUAUGUUCGGUUCAAACAGUUCAUUGUUCUCCAAACAUUUAGCUAUACCGGGCGCUACACCCGCUGCUGCUGCUGCAGCUGCUGCCGCGGCCGCUGCUGCUGCUGUCUCUUCUCGUCAAGCAGCAGCUGCUGGGGUCGCAGCUGUGGCAGCUGCAGCCGCCGCUGCUGGCGGUGCUCCGCAACCAGGGCGUUCACGUUUGCUGGAAGAUUUCCGCAAUCAACGCUACCCUAACUUACAGUUGCGUGACUUAGCCAAUCACAUUGUCGAAUUCUCGCAAGACCAGCACGGUUCACGUUUCAUACAACAAAAAUUGGAACGGGCUACAGCAGCCGAAAAACAAAUGGUCUUCAAUGAAAUUUUAGGUGCUGCCUACAGUCUUAUGACCGACGUUUUUGGUAAUUAUGUUAUACAAAAGUUCUUCGAGUUCGGUACACCCGAACAAAAGAACACAUUAGGCAUGCAGGUCAAAGGUCAUGUACUGCAAUUGGCUCUGCAAAUGUACGGUUGUCGCGUUAUACAAAAAGCAUUGGAAAGCAUCUCAUCUGAGCAACAACAGGAAAUCGUACGUGAACUGGAUGGUAAUGUACUGAAAUGCGUCAAGGAUCAGAAUGGUAAUCAUGUGGUGCAAAAAUGUAUAGAAUGUGUUGAUCCUUCAGCCUUGCAAUUCAUAAUUAAUGCUUUCAAGGGUCAAGUGUAUGCUUUAAGCACUCAUCCAUAUGGAUGCCGUGUCAUUCAACGUAUACUAGAGCAUUGUACAGCAGAGCAAACGCAACCCAUACUGGAAGAACUGCACGAACACACUGAACAAUUAAUACAAGAUCAAUACGGCAAUUAUGUUAUACAACAUGUAUUGGAGCAUGGCAAACCGGAAGAUAAAUCCAUUUUGAUAAAUAGUGUACGAGGCAAAGUGUUGGCAUUAUCUCAGCAUAAAUUCGCUUCAAAUGUAGUCGAAAAAUGUGUUACUCAUGCUACCAGAGCUGAACGUACCGCUCUAAUUGAUGAAGUUUGCACCUUUGUUGAUACUGCCUUACAUGUUAUGAUGAAGGAUCAAUACGCCAACUAUGUUGUACAAAAAAUGAUUGAUGUGUCGGAACCGACACAAUUGAAAAAGUUAAUGAACAAAAUCAAGCCUCAUAUGGCGGCUUUACGCAAGUACACCUAUGGGAAGCACAUUAAUGCCAAAUUGGAGAAAUAUUUCAUGAAGACCGCUAAUCCGAUAACUAAUUCGAAUGUAACAACUGGUGCAGCGAUGACUAGCGGGGCUGCUGCGAUAACCACAGCUUUGGCUAAUUCAAUAACAACAACGUCGAUUAUUACAACAGUAGGGCUAACAGGGCCGACAAAUACUACAACUAUUACUGUGGCCGGGCCAAAUAUCACCAAUAACAAUAAUAAUAAUAAUAACAGCAGUAAUAAUCAGCAACAGGUACUCGAGAAUGGUAUUGCGUCAGCUGUUUCUGCGGGCCAAUCAAUAGUGGCCAACAAUGCAACAGCUCUCGCAGUAGUGAAUAGUAACAACAACAGCAAUAGUAAUAAUAUCUCAGCUGCAGCAGCAAUGGUUAACGCAAAUCUUAACAAUAGUCUAGGACCCAUUGGAACACCGGCUCCUACCAGCAGUAGCACUCUUAACGGUGUUAUAAAAGAAUACACACCUACAAACAAUUCCUAUAUUUAUAUAAAAAGCAAGCUUCUUAGCUUGGCAACGUAAAGGAGCUCUCGAAGGCAGUCAAGGGCCUUUUCAUUUUACUUUAUAUAUAAAGUGAUAAAGAUGAUGAUGAUGAUGAUGAGUGAUGAAUGAUGAUGAAGAUGUGUGAAAACCAUUAAACGCAUGUUACAAAAUCCUUUCAAGAUCAUUAUAAGUAACUCUUUCCGAUUUUACUUAUAUUCGCUUAUAUAUAUAUAUAUAUAUAUAUAUAUAUAUGUUUGCUUGUUUUCGUUAAGACUAAAAUCAUCUAGAAAUUGUUUGAUAAUUUUUAGUUUCAUUUUAAUGUAAUUAUAUGUAUGUAUGUAUGUAUUUUACAGUCACGGCAAGACGACGUUUAGUUUGUAAUAAAAAAAAAAUAUUUUUUUAUGUGUAAUUUUCACUUUUAAACAGAAAAAACCAUUUCAUUAGGAAAGAAAAAAUAACGAAAAGCGAAAAAUAAUAUAAGAAAAUAAGAGUAAUAUGUUUUUAUUUCUUUGUUCGUUUUUCGGAAAAUAUUGUAACAUUAAAAAGCUAUCAUCUAACAGCAGCAACAACAACAAUCGUUGUCAAGUCUUUCGUAUAAGAAAAUCUUAAGGAAUCCAAAUGUUUGUUACUUUGGUAUUAAGAAUAUGAAAAAAAAA